This is a messenger RNA of Alosa sapidissima (American shad), 2085 nucleotides long. RefSeq names its product zinc finger protein 501-like. The transcript has 3 exons. NCBI's taxonomy places the organism in Eukaryota, Metazoa, Chordata, Actinopteri, Clupeiformes, Clupeidae. The record is from RefSeq and is a predicted model, not a curated record. Bases 603 to 1901 code for a protein of 432 amino acids. Gene Ontology annotation, biological process: regulation of transcription by RNA polymerase II. Gene Ontology annotation, molecular function: DNA-binding transcription factor activity; RNA polymerase II cis-regulatory region sequence-specific DNA binding.
UUAUAAUCCAUUUUAGCCUACUCAACUUAUUUUUGAUUGAGGACGGCCUGACGUCUGUAAGUCGCUUUAAUUAAUGUGUCAGCCAAUUUAAGUCAGUUUAGCCUACACAUCAUACGAAUUGAAUUAGACUAGCCUUGUCUAGAUCUGUGGAACACGAGGAUUUUCUAAUGAUCUUGUUAACAGGUGACAUUAUUUUGUUCUCAUACAGUUAGCAUAUUUAACGCGAUCCUAUUAGAACAUGCAACACAAGCAUCAACUUCUCAUUAAAGCUGGCAUAGUAUAUAAUUCAAGUACAAUGAGGCAAUGACUCAUCUUUUUGUCAUUAAUAAGCAGCUAAAUUUGUUUCAAAUUGCACGAUGACAAACGUGAGACCCACUAAGAAAAGCGGAAAGCCUGUCGAAGUGGAACCUCCUACCGGCGAACUCGGGGGAGCUCGUCCCAUUGGUUUGGAUGGGCACUGGAACGCAGUUGGAUGGUAAAAGUCCUUGCAGCUGAUUGGCUACGAUUAAAUCCAGGAAGCUGAUGGGAUAUUUUUUAUAGUCUAUGGAUAGAAGAGAAGAAGCAUGGUUUGCUGAACGUAGUGAGACUUUUGUAAAACACUGAUGACAGAAGACCUGAAGUCUGCAAUGGCAGGAUUUACUGAAUCAUCAUCACAACUGCUGUUAUCAGCUGAGGAGAUAAAACAAGAAGAAUUUGACGAUUUUCUACAAGACUAUCUGUUUGGAUCUCAGACAGUAGAAAACCCCAGGCUAAAACAUGGCUGUUGCAGGCCUGAGACUGAAAUGUGCACGUCAUCAACCUUUACCUGUAAAGAAGAAAAACACUCGCCUAUGGAAACUAAACAAGAGGAAGUGUCUGAUUUAAGAGGAUAUGGUCAUGACACUUCUCCUGCAAGAGACGUUCAAAGGAUCCAGUGUAACAGAAGAGGGAACACUGAGUCAAAGAGGAACAGGGAGAGACGUCACAAGCCAGCCCAGCACCAGAGGACUUCAGGCAAGAAAUCGCGGCAGCCAUCGCACACCAGGGAGAAACCGCAUAACUGCCCCCAAUGUUCCAAAACAUUUGCUCUACCCUCCGCUCUUAGAGCUCAUCAACAAAUCCACACAGAUGAAAAGCCCUUUCAGUGCAGCAUAUGUGGGAAAUGUUUUAAGAGAGACUCGCAUGUCAUUCUGCAUCAGCGCACCCACACUGGAGAGAAGCCACACAAGUGUUCUUAUUGCGGGAAGGCCUUCAGUCAAGUCCCCAAUCUCAACAGACACGAGCGGACCCAUACCGGGGAAAAGCCGUAUCAGUGCACGGUGUGUGGGAAGGGUUUCGCGUGUAGUGGGGACUUGGGCAAACAUCGGCUUACUCAUAACAAAAACCAGUGUGAUACAUGUGGGGAGAGCUUUAGGAGCUAUUUAUCUCUCCGCGUCCACGAGGUCACACAUACUGGCGAGAAGCGAUUUCAUUGUUCUCAGUGCGGAGCGGGCUUUGAGCGGAGUAACGGUCUCAAAAGACACCAGUGGAUCCACACUGGGAAAAAGCCGUACUCGUGUGCUACGUGUGGACAGCAGUGCAGGAGUAAAUCGGAACUCGCUGCCCACGAGGGCAAACACACUGGCGCGAGCCUUUUCAAAUGCUCGACGUGCGCAAAGGGUUUCGGGACCAAGGCACACCUCAUGACUCACCAGAGGGUCCACACUGGGGAAAAGCCUUAUCUGUGCACCACGUGUGGGAGGGGGUUCAGUUACAGCUCAAACCUGGCUAUGCACCAGGUGACGCACACAGGAGAAAAGCCUUACCAGUGUUGUUACUGUGGAAGGGGCUUUACUCAAAUUGGUAAUCGCAACAAACAUCAGAGAAAAAGAUGUGUCCAAUCCACUCAGCUCUCCACUCACAAGAAGAUGGGUAGAAAAUAGGCUUGUCCUAAUCCCUCAACUGUAUGAAUUGAGAUUUAGAAUAAAAUAAGUGUUUCAUGUUAAAUGCAGGGAUGCAGUAAAUUUGGCAUGCAUUAUUGUUUAUCUUUUUUGAAAAGAUGUUUUGAUUUUGUUUGUCUUUUUCAUGAGGUAUUUUGUUUUUCCAAAAUAAAUUCUCUUUACUUCA